Messenger RNA from Lucilia cuprina (Australian sheep blowfly), 540 nucleotides. Its product is annotated as adipokinetic hormone. The transcript has 2 exons. Lineage: Eukaryota; Metazoa; Arthropoda; Insecta; Diptera; Calliphoridae. The record is from RefSeq and is a predicted model, not a curated record. Gene Ontology annotation, cellular component: extracellular region. The coding region runs from base 1 to 249 and encodes 82 amino acids. Gene Ontology annotation, molecular function: hormone activity.
AUGAACUCAAUCAGCAUCAUUGUACCAACCAUUUUUGUGCUCUUGCUCUUGGCCUGUGUCGAAUGUCAAUUGACAUUUUCACCCGAUUGGGGUAAGAGAUCGGUGGGUGGUGGUUCUGGCUCGAAUACUGGUGCCUUUUUUGAUACACAACCUGGUAACUGUAAAACAUCCAAUGAAAUGCUAUUGGAAAUCUUUCGUUUUGUGCAGAAUGAGGCCCAAUUAUUUUUGGAUUGUAAACAUCGGGAAUAAUUCUUUUGAAUUUCAUUAUAACCAAAUGCUUUCCAAUAUUUUAUAAGGUUUCAUUCAUUAUAUACAUAUAUAAACUAUAACAUUUGUAUUGUUUUAUGUUUAGUGAAAUAUUAGAAAAAAAGAAAUCGAAAAAUAUAACGAAAGGGGUAGUCGGCAUAUGUUUUAGAGGUUCUUUAGAAAAUUAUUGUAAUUAAUUUAUUGUAUUAUAUCUAUAUGUACAAUAUAUAUUGUAUGAAUAAUAAUAAUAAUAUAUCUAAAUAAAAAUUAAUGUUAAUUGCAGUUUGAAAAAAA